UUAUCGUCAGACUGAUUAAUACACAUGAUCAAACAAAACUAACUUCAAUUGAUAAAUAAGUAAGAUUACCUACUUAUGCAUAGAUUAAGUUAUUCUUAUCAUUGACUAGCUUUAAAUUAUGGAUACCAUCCGUCCACAUAGAAAUGUUGUUAUAAAUAAUGUACCUACUUAUUCGUCAGAUCUACAUACAUUCCUUACAUACAUAAGUACUUAAAUUGUGAGCUUAUUAAAAAAUAGCUUCUUCAUUACUUAAAUUCAUUAGCGAGUAGCCGAGUCGUUCACAAAAAGAUUUACUGAUUAGAUUAGUGUUUGAUUAGGACUCAAUUAAAUAGUUGAGAACAUAACAUUUUACUAGUUUUGAUAGAAUAUUACACACUGAUAAGUAGGAAUUUAUGUACAUAUAUGUAUUUAUGAAGUAUGAUAAAAGUAUCUGAAUUUUUGUAGUAAAAAUUAAUUAAAUUGUGCAUCAAUUAAAAUGACAUGUCAAACAUGAUGUCCAGUAAUUAUUUAGCCAACAUAAUCUGCACAUUCCUGUUCCCACGGGAGUGAAAAUGGAUAAUCGACUUAUCUGUCAGAUAACAAUAAACUCAUCGUGUCCAAUAACUUGCCCUUUAAAUGACACAGUCUCAUUACAGACAUUCGUACAUGAAAUAAUUGUUUUAACAAGUUCUCAUUAAAUUAUAAUAUAUAGUAGACGGAAAUAAAUAUGACUUUAAAGUAUCGAACUGUGUUAUUUUUUAUGCUAAUUUUGCAUUGCUCCUGUGUCCUGGGAAGACGACAGGGAGAUCCGGAUGAGUGGGCUUGUGGAAACGAGUGCAGUUUGUCCAUAGCGGAAACAAUUCCUGAUGGAAUGACCCCUUCCACUUUUUCAACUACUUUUCAGUCUUGGUCUGAUCUUAUCACUCUUGCGACGGAGACAAUUGAGAUUGCGUCGUAUUAUUGGACACUUCGUGAUUAUGACACGCCUAACCAUCCUCACCCUACUUCGAACCAGGGCGACGAAAUCCUUGAUGGGCUGCUUGCUGCCGCAAGAAAUGGAAUUCAAAUCAGGAUUGUCAAACAUAUUGAUACCGAUUCCUUCCCCAAUGUAGACAUUGGGGAAUUACAAGCGGUUGGCGCAGAUGUUCGCGACGUAAACUUUACGCGUCUACUCAAUGCAGGAAUUUUACACACGAAAAUGUGGGUGGUUGACAGGAAACACGUGUACUUGGGGUCGUCCAACUUGGACUGGAGAGCACUCACCCAAGUCAAAGAACUUGGACUGGUGGCUAAGAAUUGUCCUUGCAUAGCACGAGAUAUGGCAAAGACGUUUGAUGUAUACUGGGAGUUGGGCACUGAAGUUGCUCAAAUUCCAGAAGAAUGGCCAGUUGAGUAUGAGUCCCCCUUCAACGAAGAUGUCCCCGUGUCAGUCACCUCGGACGGCAUUUCAUACUCGGCAUUUGUCUCAAGCGCACCCCCAGAACUAUGUCCAAAUGGGCGAACUACUGAUUUGGACGCAAUAUUUCAUGUGAUGGACGAUGCUAAAAAAUUUAUUCAUAUUGCUGUUAUGGAUUACUUUCCACUCAUAAUGUUUGAUCCCCCACUACGAUAUUGGGGAGAUUUGGACAAUACACUUAGAAAUGCUGCUUUACGUGGGGUAUCAGUCAAAUUAUUGAUGGCAAAAUGGAGCAAUACACGCUCUUCGGCACAUGCAUUUCUUUCGUCGUUGCGAAGUAUGACAGAAGCUUAUGACAACGUGGAUAUUCAAGUGAAAAUGUAUGUGGUUCCUGCGGAUGAGGACCAAGCACUGAUCCCAUUUUCUCGAGUAAACCAUAACAAGUACGUUGUCACAGAUGUUUCUACUCACAUCGGGACGUCAAAUUGGUCGGGCGACUAUUUUAUUGCGUCUGGGGGGGUUGGUUUUGUAGCGAAACCUGCAAACAGGACGGGGGGAGAAGGGGCCGAUUUGAGAAUGCAGGUCGCCUCCGUCUUUGAGCGAGACUGGAACUCGGAAUAUUCGCUCACGUUAGAAGAAGUCUUUCCUGAUGAAUAUCCAACCCCAUUAAAAUGCACGGCAUCUUCAAAUGCCAUUAGUUCCGCCAUUUCAUUUAUGUUUCUCGUACAUGCUAUGUAUUAAGUCAGAUUUUAAUUCCAACAUACAGCUUGGGCGAAUGUUCAUAGAUAAUUAUCCAAUUGUUUUGAAUGAUAAAAACGGUUUAAAUUACCCUAUUGUCUUCGCCGUAUUUAAAUUAAACUUUUUAUUGCAUCUCGAAUGAA
This is a messenger RNA of Folsomia candida, 2256 nucleotides long. Its product is annotated as 5'-3' exonuclease PLD3. The coding region runs from base 707 to 2116 and encodes 469 amino acids. NCBI's taxonomy places the organism in Eukaryota, Metazoa, Arthropoda, Collembola, Entomobryomorpha, Isotomidae. Gene Ontology annotation, molecular function: catalytic activity. The record is from RefSeq and is a predicted model, not a curated record. The transcript is spliced from 7 exons.